AUGACUGUCGACGUUUUUUCCGUGCCCGUCUUUCUUGUCGUCUUUCGAGAGAGCCUUGAAACCGUCAUCAUCGUGUCGGUUUUGCUUGCAUUUCUGAAGCAGACGCUCGAUGGACCAAACAGAGACUUGAAUGUGUACAAAUCUCUGCGCAGACAAGUCUGGCUUGGUACCGGCAUCGGCUUCCUCAUAUGUUUGAUUGCCGCAGGCGUCCUUAUCGGCGUCUUCUAUAAGCUUGGGCGCAACAGCUGGGAAGCCCACGAACUGUAUUAUGAGGGUGCUUUCUCAAUUCUUGCUGCCGUCAUUAUCACGAUAAUGGGAGCUGCCCUGCUCCGUAUCGGCAAGAUGCAGGAGAAGUGGCGCAUUAAGCUUGCGAAGGCCAUGGAAUCCCCCAUAAAAACUGGAGCCAACCGGGGAUGGCUUAAACAUUUUGCUGAGAAGUAUGCCAUGUUUGUUCUACCUUUUAUAACUGUACUUCGAGAAGGAAUCGAGGCCAUCGUGUUCGUCGCAGGCGUGUCAUUUUCAGCCCCGGCAACUGCCGUGCCUCUUCCUGUUGUCAUUGGUUUGAUUAUUGGUGCUCUGGUUGGCUACCUCUUGUAUAAGGGAGGUUCAACGGCCAAGCUUCAAGUAUUUCUUGUCAUAUCCACGUGCCUUCUGUAUCUCGUCGCCGCUGGUCUUUUUACUAAAGCUGUCGGGGACUUUGAGCAGCAAGCGUGGAACAACGUUGUUGGCGGUGACGCUGCGGAACUUGGGAACGGCCCGGGCUCUUACGACAUUGACAAGAGCGUGUGGCACGUCAACUGCUGCAGCCCGGAGCUAAACGGUGGUGGUGGGUGGGGAAUCUUCAACGCAAUCCUUGGAUGGACCAAUUCUGCCACAUAUGGCUCUGUGAUUGCCUACAACGUGUAUUGGAUCUUCGUCAUGGCAGGAUUCUUCCUCAUGAGAUUUCGUGAGACUCGCGGACACUGGCCCUUGAUGAAGCAGGGUGCCUCACAAAGGCAAGAUGGACUUGUUCGCGAAAUUCGCAGCGGAAAUGAGAUACAGUGUGGAGGCGGGGAAUCUGAUAAAUUAAAGGAGGCUACCGCCACGAAGACUGCAACAGGUUCUUCAUGA
Messenger RNA from Colletotrichum truncatum, 1110 nucleotides. Its product is annotated as high-affinity iron transporter. Gene Ontology annotation, molecular function: ferrous iron transmembrane transporter activity. NCBI's taxonomy places the organism in Eukaryota, Fungi, Ascomycota, Sordariomycetes, Glomerellales, Glomerellaceae. Gene Ontology annotation, cellular component: plasma membrane; high-affinity iron permease complex. Gene Ontology annotation, biological process: iron ion transmembrane transport. The record is from RefSeq and is a predicted model, not a curated record.